AAGAGUUAAUUAUAACUCAGUACCUCAUAAUAAAGGGUUUCUCUUUGUUUCUCAGCACAUAAAGAUGAACUUUUUACCGUGAUUUCAGACUGCAGUGAUCUGGUUUCUUAAUCGUAAUUCUUAAUGAUCUUAAUGUGUGUCUUCAGCUGACUUAUAAAAGUGAAACUGUUUCCGCACUGAUCACACGUGUGCAGCUUCUCUCUGCUGUGGAUCCUCUCGUGUGUUUUCAGGUCUCCUGACUGAACGUAUCUCUUGUCACAGUGUGAACACUUGUGAGGUUUUUCUCGAGUGUGAUGAAUCCUCUCAUGCAGUUUUAAACAGCUCGCAAAUGUAAAAGUUUUCCCGCACUCAAAGCACAUAUAAGCUUUUACACCAGUAUGUUUUUUUUUUUUUUUCUGAUGUUCUUUUAAACUUUGCAGCAGUGAAAAACUCUUUCCACACACAGAACAUGAAUGUGGCUUCUCCUUCGUAUGAACUGUCAGGUGUGUCUUCAAGUGUGAUGCCGUAAGAAAUGUUUUGCCGCAAUGAUGAUACACGUGUCUUCUCUCCGGUGUGGAUCCUCAUGUGAUGUUUAAUAUAUUGUUUGUUUGAGAAACAUUUUCCACACUGUUCACACAUAUACGGUUCACACAUAUGCUCGUGACGUCUUCUUUUAUAAUUAUUAUUGGCUGAUAGAAAUGUUUUAAAAAAUAGUAUUUUAGAUGAAAAUAAGAUCAAGACCCUCGAUGAUGUCAUGAUCUAUUCUGUCGUGCAGCGCUCAAAAUUACGGUCAAGCAAAUUUCCUCUGAAUCGUUUUUUUUUUUUAUUUUUUUUUUUUUAACUGGUUCAUUAAAAUCUAUCCGAAUCAGGAAACUAAUCAGACUUCUAAUAACUUUUAGCGAGCACGAGGCAGGCGGAUGGAAAUGGUAAUAAAAAUAUAAGAAUUAAAAUAAUAUCUCACGACUCUCGAUUCCCAACGCCUCGGAAUCGAGGAAUCGAUUCUUUUUGGAAUCGACUCCCAGCCCUGGUUUGGGACACAGCUAGCGUCGAGUCUUCUGAGGAGAGGCGAGCAGCUCACGUAGUUCAGUAAUAAAUGCAGGAGUAUCUCCAUCAGUUCACAAGAGAAGACGAGCAUCAAAUCAUCAGGAAGAGCUGAAAUCUGUAAAGACUGAGUUUAUUAAAGAGGACCGAGAGAAAAUGAGAGAUCCAGAACCCUGCAGAAUCAAACACACUGAAGAUACUCAAGAACUAACAGAGUUGUUUGAGGAGAAUGGAGAGUUCAGUGAAGUUGAGGAGAAAAUUAAUGUUAAAACUGGAGAAAAACCUUUGAGUUGCUCUCAAACCAAACAGAAAGAUUUAAGGCAAAGAAGAGCCAAGAAAUCCUUCAUCUGCACUCAGUGUGGAAAGAGUCUGACAAACAAACAUAUUCUUGAUGUUCACAUGAGAGUUCAUACUGGAGAGAAACCGUUCACAUGUGAUCAGUGCGGAAGGAGUUUCACACAAAAAGGAAACCUUAUGGAGCAUAUGAAAAUUCAUACUGGAGAGAAACUGUACGCAUGUGAUCAGUGCAACAAAGCAUUUUUGAGAGCUUCAGAGCUGAAGGAGCACCUGAGAGUUCAUACAAAGGAGAAACCACAUUCAUGUCAUUUGUGUGGAAAGAGAUUUUCAUUACUACAACAUCUUAAAAAACAUCAGAAAAUACAUACUGCUGUCAGAGAGUACAUGUGCUUUGAGUGUGAAAAGACUUUUACUACAGCACAGUGUUUAAAACAGCAUGAGAGGAUCCACACUGGGGAAAAACCUUACACAUGUGAUCAGUGCGGAAAGAGUUUCACACAAAAAGGACACCUUUCAGAACAUAUUAGAUUUCAUACUGGAGAGAAACUGUAUGCAUGUGAUCAAUGUGGGAAGAGUUUCACACUAAAAGGACACCUUACCAAACAUAUGAGAGUUCAUACUGGAGAGAAACCCUACACUUGUGUUCAGUGUGGAAAGAGUUUCACACACUCAACAAGCCUUAAGAGACACAUGAACAUUCACACUAGAGAGAAACUGCAUGCAUGUGAUCAGUGUGGCACAACAUUUUUGAGAGCUUCAGACCUGAAGAAACACCUGAGAGUUCAUUCAAAGGAGAAGCCACAUUUAUGUAAUUUGUGUGGAAAGAGAUUUUCAUGUCUACAAUAUUUGAAAAGACAUCAGAAAAUACACGCUGGUGUGAGAGAGUACAUGUGCUUUGAGUGUGAAAAGACUUUUACUACAGCAAACUGUUUAAAACAGCAUGAGAGGAUCCACACUGGAGAGAAACCUUACAUGUGUUCACACUGCAACAAGAGAUUCAGUCGGUCAGGACACCUGAAAACACAUGAGAGGAUUCACACUGGAGAGAAACAGUACAACAGUGUCAAUUUCAUUGACGAAUGAUUUUCGUCACUAGCAUUUUUCACCUAUGGGAACGAGACAAUGAAUAAAAUCUCUUUUUGAAUGACAAAAACUAAAAUCUGUUGACAUUUUUUUCAACUAAUAAAAAUGAGAUGAAAAUGUUAGGGUGGGAUGAUUGGACAGAGAUCAUCCAAUCAAAUGAAUCUCCUGCGUGGAAAGGAGGGGAGAUGCACACGUUUGAACUGUAACGCUCUGAUCAUAAGUUUGCAUGCACUUUGCUGCAUGUCUCAUAAAAUGUGACUAAGUAUGAUAUUAAAAGUCUAAAAGUCACUCAUUUUUAUAAAGUAACACUAUCCAACAGCGACAACCGCAGGUAAAGUUACAGUGGAGGCUUGCCUUCCUUCGGUCUAUUGACUUUCUACAGAGACCCCAAAGUGUGCCGUGACCUUUCUGGAGGCUCAUUGAGAUGAAUGGGGGAAAAUCAUGUGAGGGGAGGAGAAGCCUCCAUCGUGCUAUAAUUGGAUACGAAUGGUUAUAAUUGGAUGUGAUUGGUUCGUGCGAUAAAUCCCGCCUCUUGUUUUCGUGCGAGCUCUUGGUCUGAAUGAAGAAAAUGAUGGCGUUAUUACCUAAUUAUAAAAUAAGUAAACUAUGAUUGGGUUUCAAUGAUUGUUUUCUGGACAAGUGUCAGAUCAGCAGUCUUCCCCGUGAUUGUGUAGCCUAGUGAACCAAACUGAGAGACCAUUUUGAAGGAUCAGGAAACCUUUGCAGGUGUUUUGAGUUGAUUAGCUGAUUGGUAUGUCACCAUAUUC
Molecule: messenger RNA, 3167 nt
Organism: Cyprinus carpio (common carp)
Lineage: Eukaryota; Metazoa; Chordata; Actinopteri; Cypriniformes; Cyprinidae
Biological process (GO): regulation of transcription by RNA polymerase II
Cellular component (GO): transcription regulator complex; PcG protein complex
Molecular function (GO): DNA-binding transcription factor activity, RNA polymerase II-specific; RNA polymerase II cis-regulatory region sequence-specific DNA binding
Source: RefSeq, a predicted model, not a curated record